Theileria equi strain WA is the source of this 1308-nucleotide messenger RNA. RefSeq lists its product as hypothetical. The transcript is spliced from 5 exons. NCBI's taxonomy places the organism in Eukaryota, Apicomplexa, Aconoidasida, Piroplasmida, Theileriidae. Bases 1 to 1308 code for a protein of 435 amino acids. The record is from RefSeq and is a predicted model, not a curated record.
AUGAUUUUCCAGCUCACCCUUUUACCAAGUGAAGUUUUCUUGCCUAAAGAUUCUGAAGAAACGCCAGAUAUAUCAUCCAGAACAGAUCCAUAUGUUGGAAAUUUGAUCGUUAGAAGCAUAGAUUCGUUGUUAAACAAUAGUAUAUAUGAAGAAAUAUUCAACAAUUCUGAUAUAUGUACCAUUAUUAAGACCAGUAUCAACGAUUCUCCAUUUCAUGUACGUCAGCUUAUCUCCAAGCAUGUUCGUAGAUACCUCGAAAAUGGAGGAGUGAAUAAAGAUAUAGAUGACAUCGCAUGGAAGCUAUUAUUCGACAAAGAAUAUGCAAUUUUUAGUGAUUCAGCACAUGCGAUAUGCUCAAUCGUUGGAAAUACAGGGAAUCAUACUUCAUUUUUAGAUGAUCACAAAGUUCAUACGUUGAUUACUCACUCAAAAACUGAUGAUGUAACAGAUAGAUUGCGUAUAUUUGAGUUUUGUGGAAUGUUAGGAUUGCGUAAUGAUGGCUGUUUUUUAAAGCUUCGCGAAUGUGGCAUAUAUGAUGAAAUUUUCAAGGUUUAUCUACAAGAGGACGUUUUGGUUAAAUUAAACUGUUUGGAAAUAUUAGGGUCCAUGUUACCCUUGUUGAACCGACUAAACUUUCAAAUAGGCCCAUCUAGUGAUUUUAUAAAACAUUCUAUGGAUUUAUUUGUGGCUGAAGACCACCUAUUGUUACCCUCAGUUCUGAGAUUUUUUUCAACUAUUUUGAGUGUUCCUAAUGUUUUGGCUGAUGAAGAUGUUAGAUCUUUUGGCAAACAUGUAUCUGAGUUGUUGAACUCAUCCAAUGUCACUGAUCCUCGCUAUUUGUCAUCAUUGUCAAUUUUUGGAUUUUUAUAUAUCAAGGGUUUGACAGACAAGCAGACUUGUGCUAAUUUCGUUGAGACAUUCAAGAAUAGCACAAAUGAGGAUGUUAUGUACUCAUGUAUGGAAUCUUUGGAAACAAUAGCUCACCUUAAAAGACUGGAUCUGGAUUUUGAAUUUAUAGGUGAUGUUACAUCAUGUGUAAUGGAUAACAUACAUCGGUUUCCAUUUGGUGAAAUCAGAGAAUUAUUUUACACAUUUCUUCUCCAUACUAUUGAUUACAAUUGUGUAGUGGAAAAGAUAAUAGCUGAAGAACAGAAAAGCAAGGUUUUUACCAAACCAGAAAGUAAUCAUCAAGUUACGAUUACGAAAAGAAAGAUGAUUAAGGAGUUUUUAUCAAGGUUGGCUGAGUUAUAUCCGGAUGGCGCACUUCCAUUGGACGAAUUGACAAUAAAGACUCUAAAAUCAUUGUAG